This is a messenger RNA of Peronospora matthiolae, 669 nucleotides long. Lineage: Eukaryota; Oomycota; Peronosporomycetes; Peronosporales; Peronosporaceae. The record is from the annotation of a GenBank genome assembly.
AUGACCAAGUUACGGGUCUUGUGUCUGCACGGCUACCGUCAAGAUGGACUAAAACUCCGUGGUCGCAUUGCUGCGUUACGCAGGACGUUCAAGUCCAGUGUAGACUUUGUAUGUCUAGAUGCGCCGUUCACUGUGCCGUACGAACCCACAUCCAUAGGUCAUGCCAACAGCGGCGAAACCUCUGGAGUGAAGGUGAAGCAGUUGAAGUGGUUCGACUAUAGUCGUGAUGAAGCGUUCGGGGCCGAGCGGCUUGAACGGGUGGAAGAAGCCAUCGAGUAUGUUGCCAAUUGUGUGAAGCAGCAAGGACCUUUUGAUGGCAUUUUCGGAUUCAGUCAAGGGGGGACUCUUGUCUCAUUGAUCAUGCAAGAACAAGUCAACACUCGUGGUUCGCCAUUUUCAUUCCGCUUUGCGUUUUUCGUCUCAGCUGGAGCUUCCAGUGAUCCAAAGUACGCGAACAACGGGAAGAUCGACUUGCCAUCGCUCCAUGUCAUUGGCGAGUCGGAUGCCGUGGUGGACAACGCACGGAGUCUUGCUCUCAAAAAUCUUUUCACUGAUGCAAAGCUGCUGAUGCAUCCCGGAGGCCACUACAUUCCAACGAACAAGGAGCCGAAAGACGCGUUUCGAGCUUUCUUCAACAAUCUCCGAGACGCUAACGGGACAAAGCAGUAG